AUGAGCUCGAAGCAACCUAACGUCGGCGAUAACUUAUUGACGGCCCUUGUGUCCGGGUGCACUGCUGCUGGUGUGUCUGCCACCAUCACAUAUCCAUUUGAUUUCAUCAAAACGCAGCAACAGCUCAACAAUACGGCCUACAUGGCAAAAUGGAAAAUUCCAGGCAAUUAUCCAGGCACCAUAGGUCAAUUAUACAAGGGUGGUAGUGCUUUGGUGCUAGGAAGUGUUUUGAAGAACCUGACAAGACUCAUCCUGUACAAUUGGCUGAGCAAGUUCAUGGCGCUUGAAUCUCAUGGACACACUAAGACAAGCGCCCCUAGAAUAGUGAUUGCUGGUGUUAUCAGUGCAUUCUUCGAGACCUUGUGCUUGAUCCCUUUUGAAAAUAUCAAGAUCACUAUGAUUCAGAACAUGACUUUGAAUAAUGAGAUAACGCGUUCUGCCCAAGAUGCUAUCGGAAACGUUGCCAAACAUCAUAAACAUCAGGCUCAAUUCGGUAAGCAAUACAUUUCGCCACAUGCAUACUACACUUCAGAUCUUAUUGGACAAGCCAAAAGCAGAAAGCCUUCCUCCAAAUUCCUGCCUCCCAAGCCUCACAACCCAAAGGAUGCACUUCGUAUCAAGUAUAACCAACACCCAUCUUUGACGUUUUUUGGAACAGUUCGUGAAAUGUAUUCCUUGAAAGGUUUGAAUGCAUUCACCGCUGGAUCUUGUAUCACCAUGGUUCGUCAAGUGGCUAUUUCUACUGUCUGGAUAUGGACUUACAAUUCUACCAGACAGGUUCUUGAUCCACACAACAAUGACCAGAAUUGGUUUGGCCAUAAGCAUACUGCCUUCCAACUGAUGGGUUUGCACUUCUUGUCCUCAUGUGCGGUGAUUGCAGUCACCCAGCCACUCGAUGUCAUCAAAACACAUAUGCAGCUGAAAAAUGGAAAAGCAGUCUAUCGUGACUCUCUUACCACCGCCUACCGCUUAUUUGUUGAGCAAGGGCCUAGAGCCAUGUUCAAGGGUUCACUUCCUCGGGGAAUCAAGGUCUUAGUCAACGGAGGACUUACUGCCCUCGUUUAUAAUUAUGUUGAAGAUGUGGUGAAGGUCGCAGGAGGUCAGAAAGUGUUUGCUGAUGAGUAG
Suhomyces tanzawaensis NRRL Y-17324 is the source of this 1125-nucleotide messenger RNA. RefSeq lists its product as uncharacterized. The coding region runs from base 1 to 1125 and encodes 374 amino acids. NCBI's taxonomy places the organism in Eukaryota, Fungi, Ascomycota, Pichiomycetes, Serinales, Debaryomycetaceae. The transcript has a single exon. The record is from RefSeq and is a predicted model, not a curated record. Gene Ontology annotation, biological process: mitochondrial citrate transmembrane transport.